Messenger RNA from Beta vulgaris subsp. vulgaris (sugar beet), 1277 nucleotides. RefSeq names its product probable pectin methylesterase CGR2. The transcript is spliced from 7 exons. Gene Ontology annotation, molecular function: methyltransferase activity. Bases 256 to 1041 code for a protein of 261 amino acids. Lineage: Eukaryota; Viridiplantae; Streptophyta; Magnoliopsida; Caryophyllales; Amaranthaceae. The record is from RefSeq and is a predicted model, not a curated record. Gene Ontology annotation, biological process: pectin metabolic process.
CUAAAGAGAGUGUGAGUGUGAGUGUGUGACCAUAGGAAGCUUGCGAAGGCGAUACGAAUACGAUACCUCCUGAGUUGAGCCUCUGUCUAAAACUCACUCUCGUUUUGAGCUCCAAGUGGCGAAGGAAAACCUCUUAGUCUCAGAUCUGAAUCCAAAACUCUUUCACACCCACAAAUCACUCUUAUUUCUAAUAAACAUUGAUUUUCAGGGGUACUACAAGUGUGCAUACUUUCAUUCUUGCCAUCACAGUUUGCGAUGUCACGUAGGCCUGUAAAUCCUACUCGGCGAGUAGUUGAUAGUGGAAGCAUUUCUUUGGGAGGGUCAUCACAAACAAAAUCACGUUCAUCGCCGCUUUUGUCAAUUGGGCUUGUGCUUUUGGGUGUGAUUGUUUUCAUUGUCUAUUCAUACAGCAGUUCAGGUUGGUCAAGAGGAGUUGAUGUUGUGAAUAAAUUUGAAGGUGGUGUGUCAUGCACGUUAGAGCUGCAGCAGGCCUUACCUAUUCUAAAGAAAGCAUACGGAGACAGCUUGCAUAAAGUAUUGCAUGUUGGCCCAGAUACGUGUUCUGUAGUUUCUAAGUUAUUAAAGGAAGAGGACACUGAAGCAUGGGGAGUGGAACCAUAUGACAUAGAUGAUGCUGAUAAUCAUUGCCAGAAACUCGUGCGGAAAGGAAUUGUACGGGUUGCUGAUAUCAAAUUUCCUCUUCCAUACCGUGCGAAAUCAUUUUCACUUGUUAUGGUGUCAGAUGCGCUGGAUUAUUUGUCUCCGAGAUACCUUAACAGAACACUUCCUGAAUUGGCAAGGGUUGCUUCUGAGGGGAUUGUUAUCUUCACUGGUUAUCCAGGACAACAGAGAGCCAAGGUUGCCGAGCUAGCCAAAUUUGGUCGUCCUGCCAAAUUGCGGAGCUCGUCUUGGUGGAUUAGAUAUUUUGUUCAGACAAGUCUGGAGGAGAACGAAGCUGCAACAAAGAAGUUUGAACAGGCUGCAGCAAAACGUUCAUACAAGCCGCCUUGUCAAAUUUUCCACUUGAAAGCAUAUCCUUGAGUUGCUUAGUGUUUAUGUUCUUUUACUAGGUUUGGAUUGAGAAUAAUCCUCAAUUCUUUCUUCUUGCUGCUUAGAUCAGAGUAUAUUACAUAUUGGCAAUAGUAUUACCAAAUCUUGUAAUUUUAUCUUAGCUUUAGGUAAAUGUUGCCAGAAUAUAUCAUGAAAAGUUUGGUUCUCCUAUACUUAUAACUGCUAUUGUGUUAUAUGUCCAGUUAAAUGCAGAGAUUCCUUUAUAA